GUUGAGUAGCAUUUCGCCAAUACAAAUGAACGGGGACGAGCCCACAAGGCCGUUGCCGCUCAAGACCAAGUUCCAGAUCGGAGGCACCCAAGCUCCGGUGAACUACAAGUUUCAGGAGUCGUGCUUCCAUAUAGAUGACACUCCGCCGCACAAAAUUGCGGCCAAGCGCGAAGUUCAGGCGUCACUCAAGUCCAAGAUCCUGUCGGCAGAUCCUCCUGGCUGGGAUCAAUCUACGACCGAAUCAUGCGUGCUCCGAACGAAUUGCUACAAACGCACGUUUGUGCAUGGCGAGAUGAACCACGGCAACAUGUACCAAUACAAUUAUCGUGCGGAGAAGCUUCCCGUGAAAUACCCCACGCUGUUGACAAAACCUACCAAGUUCAACCAAGGCAUAUUGGAAGUCCAGCAGCUGGCAAUCGAGCCUGGAGAUACGUUUGGCGACGAGCGCAUGCAACGGGGCAUUUUGAAACGAACAGAAGAGCUCCCGAACCACCCCGAUUUGAGGGAUGCCGUGCCGUGGAAUGCGUCUGUUGUACAGUCGAAACAGGACCUGCGCAAGACGUUCAAAGCCACCGAAGCGGCAAGGAUAGCCAACUCAUCAAAAGCGUUGAAUACAUUAGAGGGCUACAAGACCCCCCAGGAGCUAUACGCGGAGCAGUUGCAGAGACUUCGAGAUGAAAAGGCAAAAAAACGCACUGCCAAGUAGAAAUCCUUGAAAACACGAACGGACGAUACUUCCGGAUAAAUAUGUCGUUU
Messenger RNA from Aphanomyces astaci, 756 nucleotides. RefSeq lists its product as hypothetical. Bases 26 to 706 code for a protein of 226 amino acids. The transcript is spliced from 4 exons. NCBI's taxonomy places the organism in Eukaryota, Oomycota, Saprolegniomycetes, Saprolegniales, Verrucalvaceae. The record is from RefSeq and is a predicted model, not a curated record.